Lingula anatina is the source of this 730-nucleotide messenger RNA. RefSeq lists its product as uncharacterized. The record is from RefSeq and is a predicted model, not a curated record. Lineage: Eukaryota; Metazoa; Brachiopoda; Lingulata; Lingulida; Lingulidae.
GUAUCGUUUGAUUCCUCGUUAAGUCACGAUGUUUUCGAUCGUCUGUCUCGGAUCAGGGCCUAUGUUAAAGCACUGCAUGCGGGCUUCCAUGUGUUACAGCAUGGCGCGACCUCAACCAAAACUAGAUGCAAAUCACACCAAGGGAAGGUUCAACUCAUGCGUGGCAGUAGUCACCGGGGGAGCCUCGGGUAUAAACAGGGCGUGUGUCAGUCGUUUCCUCAAUGACGGUGCGUCCGUUGCCUUCCUCGACAUCGACCAAGAUUCGGGGAAACAGUUGGAGUCUGAGCUUAAGGGGGAGGGGUUAGACGCCGCAUAUUACCACGUCGAUGUGUCUAACAGGGACGCGUGUUCCAAGGCCGCGGUAGACAUAGCAGACAAACAUGGUGGCAGCAUUAACUAUGUGAUAAACGGCGCUGCGUGUUUUAUCUUCAAGGGUAUGGACGCAUCCACGUCAGACUGGGAGAAGACGCUGAACGUGAACGUGGUUGGAUAUGCAAACAUGGUACAGGCAUGUCACCCCUACAUGAAGAAAGCCGAGCCGGGCUGCCGCGCUGUCGUUAAUAUUGCCAGCAUCACGGGACACGUACCAAAACGAAAUCGCUGGACAUACGACGCCAGUAAAGGAGCUGUCUUGCAACUGACCAGGUGUAUGGCUCUUGAUCUGGCCAAAAACGGGAUAAGGGUCAACUCGGUGUCCCCGGCAGUAAUAAAUACACCUUCGACCCACUAA